AUGGUUUCAAACUCCAAAAACUGUUCUGGUGCUGUCAACGGUAGCUCAAACGCCAUCAAUCUCGCGCGUCCAGUACGCUCAAACCGAAACUGUUCCUUACCUCAAUCGCGCCAUACCUUCGCCUUUGACGACAGUGACCGUGAGACUGUAGCGGAUGCUCUCGCACACCUGCUACCCGCUGCAGAAGUCCGCCACUCUAGCACUACUACAGACCCUGUCAUGAUGAAUGACAGCAACAGCGAGACUGAAUCUUCAGCCUCCCCACUUGCACCUUCAUUCUCCCCUUUGACCCCCGCUCGCACCAACGGCUAUGCCAUAAUCGAUCCUGAGAUCCCGCCUCUUUGUGACAAGCACAUCCAAGACGGCCGCUCUCCUGACCCCAAAUUGAACAAGCGCAAGGCCAGCGCUGACAUCCCAGUCACUCCUCCGCCUCGUCACCUUCGCCAGAAGACUAGUCGUACCACCACGACCUUCAAGCCUGUCUCGAAGCCCAAGAGCUCCUCGGCCCCGAAGGCUACUGCAGCAUCCAAGACUACUUCUGCCGCCACGACCAAGAAGGCCAAAACUCCCGCCGUCCAGAAGACUUCCCAAGCCCUGUUCUCCUCUGGAGAUUACCCCGAACCUCGUAACCUCGAAGGAUCUCUCCCUGUGUUCUUCGACGAAGUGCGCGGAGUACCCAGAGCCAGUCAAAGCGCCAACCCAUUCAUCGCCCUCGCUCGCAACAUCCAGAGCCCCGAUGCCUUCAUCACCGCCGCCGCUGAAGCCGAUUCUAUCACUUUGGGCUCCGACGACCGCAUCGGCGCCAGCACCACCGACAACAUGUCAGCCUCCCAGCGUGCUAUUCACGAUAUCUCAACCACCGCACACCAGCUGCUCCGCCGCCAGCGUGUCUUGAUUCACGACUACGACACCUUCGACGUGCAGACUUACAACCCUAGUACCCGUGUGGACCGUGGUACCGCCGCACUCAGACAGUUCGUUGGAAUUCUGAGAGAAGGUCUCAACAAUAUGGAAGCUGAUCUUGCCGCCUUGGAUGGUUUGUAA
Messenger RNA from Aureobasidium musti, 1044 nucleotides. NCBI's taxonomy places the organism in Eukaryota, Fungi, Ascomycota, Dothideomycetes, Dothideales, Saccotheciaceae. The record is from the annotation of a GenBank genome assembly.